CCAGCGGCGGCCCCGCCGAGCCCCACCGCGACCCGCCGGCAACUUUCCCGGGGAAGAGCAUCCCUCCCCUUUCACGUUCUCCUCGCGGCCCUUCAUGCCGCCACCGAAGGAGCCCCAGCGCGUCCCAGCGCCGCGGCGGCUCCGCGCCGCCCCGCGGUGAGGCUCGGGCGGCCCGAGCCCGCAGGGGUGCUGGUGCCAGAAGAAAAGAAUGAUUGAUGGGAAACAGACACCAGCCUGUAGACACUCACCUUUUUCCUUCGGAUGCUGAUUUAUCGGUGUGUCCGGGCAUCCCCUGCAAGCCCUGAACACGGAGGAUCACUCAGGGUUAUCGACGGUGUAGCUGAAGACCUGCAACUUCACAAAUUAUUAUCUGCUAUUGGAUAUCUUUUACAGGAAGCCCUAGCAGAUAAGUUAGAAGACGGACAAGCGCUGCAUUUCUGUGAAAGGCUGUCAUCAGGGCCUGGUGGCUUCUACCAAAGUCUUUACCAUAGUGAAACUAAUACCCUAUCCCAAUGCUUCACGUUUGAGUUGGAACCUAUUUUAUAAAUAUAUACAUGUAUAUAUACAUAUAAUCUACAGACUGCACAUACGCCAGCACUGAACAUCCUUACGAAGCUGACAUAAAAGGAUUUAGAAAUGUAUUUGUCAAGAUUCCURUCACUUCACGCCCUCUGGGUUACUGUAUCCUCCGUGAUGCAGCAUUACCCUUCUGUUUGGGGACACUAUGACGUGUGUAAGACUCAGAUUUACACGGAGGAAGGAAAAGUAUGGGAUUACAUGGCCUGCCAGCCAGAAGCCAGAGACAUGAUCAAAUAUGUAAAAGUGACUCUGGAUCCCCCAGACAUAACGUGUGGAGAUCCUCCUGAGACUUUCUGUGCAAUGGGGAAUCCCUACAUGUGCAAUAAUGAAUGUGAUGCRAGUACCCAAGAACUGGCUCAUCCUCCAGAACUGAUGUUCGAUCUGGAAGGAAGACAUCCCUCCACAUUUUGGCAGUCCACAACUUGGAAGGACUAUCCAAAGCCUCUUCACGUUAAUAUUACGCUCUCCUGGAACAAAACCAUUGAGCUCACAGAUAACAUAGUUAUCACCUUUGAAUCKGGCCGUCCAGACCAAAUGAUCCUGGAGAAAUCACUCGACUAUGGACGAACAUGGCAGCCCUACCAAUACUAUGCCACGGACUGCUUAGAUGCUUUUCACAUGGAUCCAAAAUCAGUGAGGGACUUGUCACAGCACACAGUCCUAGAAAUCAUUUGCACGGAGGAAUACUCUACUGGGUACAUGACAAAUAGUAAAAUAAUCCACUUUGAAAUCAAAGAUAGAUUUGCUUUUUUUGCUGGACCUCGGCUUCAUAACAUGGCUUCUCUUUAUGGCCAGCUUGACACCACCAAGAAGUUGAGAGAUUUCUUUACCAUCACAGAUCUGAGGAUAAGACUGCUUAGGCCAGCAACUGGUGAAAUAUAUGUAGAUGAGCAACAUCUGGCACGCUACUUUUAUGCAAUUUCAGACAUAAGGGUAUAUGGAAGGUGUAAGUGCAACCUUCAUGCUACUGGCUGUAAAGAAGAAAACAAAAGACUACUUUGUGAAUGUGAGCAUAACACAACGGGCCCAGACUGUGGAAAAUGCAAGAAGAAUUACCAGGGCCGACCGUGGAGUCCUGGCUCUUACCUGCCUAUACCUAAGGGCACUGCUAAUAUCUGUAUACCCAGUAUUUCCAGUAUUGGUAACUGUGAAUGCUUCGGGCACUCCAACCGGUGCAGUUACAUCGAGCUGCUCAAUACGGUCAUUUGCGUGAGCUGUAAGCACAACACUAGAGGUCAGCACUGCGAGUUAUGCAGGCUGGGCUACUUCAGAAAUGCUUCUGCAGAGCUGGACGAUGAAAAUGUGUGCAUAGACUGUUAUUGUAACCCUUUUGGUUCAGUCCAUGAUCGCUGUAAUGACAGAGGAUUUUGUGAGUGUAAGGAGGGAACAUCAGGGCCUAAAUGUGAUAAAUGUCUGCCGGGAUAUAUCUGGCACAGCUUGGGCUGUCAACCCAACGUGUGCGACAAUGARCUCCUGCACUGCCAGAACGGAGGGACGUGCAUCAACAACGUGCGCUGCCAGUGUCCCCCGGCCUACACGGGCAUCCUGUGCGAGAAGCUCAAGUGUGAGCGGGACCCGGGCGGCUGCAGCCAGAGCUCGGGCCAGGGGCCGGGGACACACGGGGCACAUGGGGCACACGGGGCUGUCCUGCUGCUGCUGCUGCCCGCUCUGCUCGGGGCCACCGCGCUCUGCUGAGGCUCCGUGUGCUGGGCUGGGACUGCUGCACGGCCACGGCCACCUGGAAACAGGACACAACCAGGCCUUGGCCACUGGAACCCAAAAGGGAAAAAUAGAGAGAAAAAAAUCAUAACCACAUACAAACUAAAAGACCGAACUGAACUAAGCCAUAUCACACGGUUACGAACAGGGCUGCGAGUCAAGACUGUUCACCUCUGGCCCCAGACACGUUGGCAGCUGCCUGUUCUGUCAAAUCAAUCAACGCUGGCUGCAGGACUGAAAGGCUUUGACAGCCCCCAGAACRGGAAGAGAAUUCCAACAACAUUUGCUCCUCCUCUCUGGUGCGCUACCGCACCUCCGCCCGGUGUGUGGACCGACCAAACCAAGGCAUUCUUUGCUGUCAGUGCAUUGUGGGUAUAAGGAAAUCUGUAAAAGCUGCCAUAUUGGCCUGCUUCAGUCCCCAAAUCCUUUCCAACCUGUGCUUUAGUGAACGUUGCUCUGUAACCCUUGUUGGUUGAAAGAUUUCUUUGUCUGAUGUUAGUGAUGCACAUGUGUAACAGCCCCCUCAAUAAAACUCAAGCCAGUCAUAUCCUUGUAUACCUUAGCAGCACUGCAUCAGUAAGAUGCUGUGUUCACCUACUGUACAAGAGUGGCUAUAGGACAAAAAGUGUAUUUAUCCUUUUGUAUUCAAAUGAAGUUAUUUUUCUUGAAAUAAUGUACAAUGUAGAUUUUUUGUAUUAUUGCCUAUUUGUGUUACCAGACAAUUUAUUAAUGUAUUUAAUUCUAAUCAGAUAAGAGAAAACUAUUACUUUUUCUUUAGUCCUUUUUUCUUUUUCCUUUCAUUUAAUUGUGCAGAGAUUUCUCUGUAUGGGCAACGUGCUGGCAUCAAAGAAUAUCAGUUUACAUAUAUAAMAAGUGUAAUAAGAUUCCACCAAAGGACAUUAUAAAUGUUUUCUUGUUGCUUUAACACUGGAAGAUUUCAAAGAAAAUAAAAAUUCCUGCAUAAACAGUUCCAGGAUCACGUAUUGCUAUUUUUAAAGGCCUUUUUAGAAAACAAACAUACAAAAAACUUGCUGAUAUUACCAUCUAGUAUGUGGAAGAAACCCAGAUUCAAAAGUGGAAAUUGUAACAAUCUAACCUGGCUUUAAUUUUACUACUGUCAUAGUUUUGCAAACUUUAAAUGCAAAUGGCAUCAUUUGCUUGAGGAAGAUUUCAUCAAAUCCGAAGAUUGAAAAAGGUACAAAAAGUUGAAUAGUUCUCAUCUUUGGUCUCCCAAUUGAUCACAAGCAUUAUUCCAAAACUAAAUUACCAGGUAUCAUAGAAGCUGGUAUUUAAUUCAUGUCCUUUCUGUGGAUUCUGGCAAUAAGCAGAUAGAGCCACAACUGAUAUUGUUUCUCCAAAAGCUUCAUUAAAAAGAUAUGUUUAUAUGUGUACUAGUCUGCUUAAGAAACUGCAAAAACAGCAACAAUCACAAAAAAAGCACCAAGAUUUAACUUUUAAAUAAAGUCAGAUUUAAUAUUUAGAAGGAAUGUCAAAAUAUACAGCAGCAAGUAGAUAAAAAGUGCUGCUCCAGCAAAUAAAGUUUGUUUCAAGUAUCGCCCAAGGUGUAAUAAAUUCUUGUUACUGCCUUUUAUUAGGCCAAUUACUGA
Molecule: messenger RNA, 3905 nt
Organism: Malurus melanocephalus (red-backed fairy wren)
Lineage: Eukaryota; Metazoa; Chordata; Aves; Passeriformes; Maluridae
Gene: NTNG1
Product: netrin G1
Exons: 8
Coding region: 637-2274 (545 amino acids)
Molecular function (GO): cell-cell adhesion mediator activity
Source: RefSeq, a predicted model, not a curated record